ACAUACAUAUAUAUUCUUAUACAUUAUAAUCAACGACUUUCAAUCAACCAAACCAUCAAUCAAGCCAACAAUCAAGCGAACAUAAAUACAACCCUAUUUAUAAAUAAAAAUAUUCGGAAAAAAAAAAACAAAAAAACAUACUCAGACGCUGCUGUGGAGUGGUCGUAUAAAACCAUCAAGUAUUAUUAGCAUCUAAAAAGAAAAAGCGAACUUAGACUCGGAAAUCAGCCUCAGAAAAACUCUCAGAACGAGAGGAUCAUCCAUAAACAAACUCAGUCGGAAAACUCAUCGCAUCCUCAACGGAAGAAGCCUCAAGCAACAGAGAAUUAUUUAUAUAUUUAGAGAGAGAAAUAUAUCUAAAUAGUAAGGAUCACUGUGUGGCAGGUAUAAAGGGACAACGCUAAGGAUAACGUAAGGACUAAGGACAACAAAUCUAGGAUACAAUAGAAUACAGAAAAUAAAAACAAAAACAAAAAGGGACAACUUUUUCGCAACUUUGAAGGCUGACAAACAAAACAACACACAACAACAAACAACUUUUUUGAUAAUCCAACAAAAAUAAGCAGAAUACAACAACAACAACCACAAAAGCGUAAAGAAGAAGAGACUGAUUUUAAAAACUAAAGAAGAAGCAGAAGACGGAUAAGGAUAAGGGACAAGCAAAGAAGGAGACGAAGAGCAUCAUUGAGGCAAAAAGUGAUUCAGGAUCAAAUCCACAACAAAAAUAAAUCAACUUUCCAUACAACAAAAUAAAAUAUACGCCAUUUAUUAAUCGAUAUAUUACGAUAUAUAAAUAUCGAAAUUUUUGUGCGACUUUUCCUUUUGACAAAUAAUCCCCCAUGUUGAAGAAACUCAAGUGCAUGGAGGCGGCACAGGCAGCAGCAGCAGCCGCCGCUGCAGCAUCCGCCUCUGGAUCGACUUCGGGCACCCCAAAACUGAUCAAAACCGAACCGAUCGACUUUGAGAUGCUCCACCUGGAGGAGAUCGAACGGGAGCCGAGCAGCAGCAGCAGCAACAGCAGUAGCAGCGGCAGCAGCAACAACAGCAGCAACGCUGCCACAAUGCCCCAGAGAUACACCCACGUCCAGGUGCAGACAGUGCCGCCACGUCAGCCCACGGGUCUGACCACGGCCGGGGGCACACAGAAGGUGAUACUCACGCCGCGAGUGGAGUACGUCCAGCAGCGAGCCACCAGCACCACCGUGGGUGCCCUUAAGCACAUUUACACCCAGCAGCAGGUGGCAUCGAGCGGCGGUGCCAGCGCCGCACGUCAGACACAAACAGAGGCCACCGCCGUGGCCCUGUCGGGGUCACCGCAGAUCAUCAUCACACGAGCAGUGCCCAGUCAGCAUCUGUCGCGUCGCCACUCGGCCAGUCCCUCCUCCCUGCACCACUUCCAACAACAGCAGCAGCAACCACAGCAACAACAGCAGCGUCAGCAGCAGCAGUCGCCUCCGCCGCUGCACCACCAACAGAAUCAGCAGCACGUGCGGGUCAUUCGGGAUGGUCGGCUGUACGAUGAAACCACUGUGGUGGUAGGUGGUGGUGCACGUCGUCUGUCCGUCUCGCCGCCGCCCCUCCACCAUCACUCGCGCUCGGCGCCAGUCUCCCCAGUCAUCAACAGACGCGCUGGGGCAGUAGUAUCCUCGGGUGGCUACAUGGAUCAGCAGCAGCAAUAUCAGCAGCGACAGACGCCACCGUUGGCGCCGCCACCACCGCCUCCACCGCCACCCCCUCCGCCUCCACCUCCCCAACAGCAACAACAGCAGCAGCAGCAGACGCAGUACAUCUCCAGUGGGGCAUCACCCACACCCACAGCGGCUGCACGCAAAUUCUUGGUCAGCACCAGCACGCGACACGUGAACGUGAUUGCCUCGAAUCACUUCCAGCAACAGCAGCAGCAGCAACAUGUGGUGGCAAGCGUUAGUUCCAGCAGCAGCAGCAGCUCCUCGGCCAUCUCCUCCUCGGCGGCAGCCAGCUCUUCUUCCGCCACUUCGCACAUAUUUCGUACGCCCGUCGUCUCCAGCAGCAGCAGCAGUAUCAAUCAGCAGCACCACCAACAACAGCAGCAUCACCACCAACAGCAGCAGCAACAGCAGCAGCAACACCACCAACAACAUCAGCAACAAUCGAAUAUGGGAAACUCUGCCAUGCGUCCACCACCGCCUCCGCCACCGCCGAAGGUCAAGCAUGCCCCCGGCUCUACCAGCAGCAGCAGCAGCAGCAAUUGCAACAACAGCAAUGGCGAGGAGCCGUCUAGCUCGAUUCCUGAUCUAGAAUUUGACGGUACCACGGUGCUGUGUCGUGUUUGCGGAGACAAGGCCUCCGGUUUCCAUUACGGCGUGCAUUCCUGCGAGGGUUGCAAGGGCUUUUUCCGUCGCUCCAUUCAGCAGAAGAUCCAGUACCGGCCCUGCACCAAGAAUCAGCAGUGCAGCAUUCUGCGUAUCAAUCGCAAUCGGUGCCAAUACUGUCGCCUGAAAAAGUGCAUUGCCGUCGGCAUGAGCAGAGAUGCUGUGCGCUUUGGUCGCGUGCCGAAGCGAGAGAAGGCGCGCAUCCUUGCCGCCAUGCAGCAGAGCACACAGAACCGGGGCCAGCAGCGUGCCCUGGCCACAGAGCUGGACGAUCAGCCCCGUCUGUUGGCCGCCGUCCUGCGCGCCCAUCUCGAGACGUGCGAAUUUACCAAGGAGAAGGUUUCGGCCAUGCGGCAACGGGCCCGCGAUUGCCCCUCCUACUCGAUGCCAACAUUGCUGGCCUGUCCCCUCAAUCCCGCCCCCGAGUUGCAAUCCGAACAGGAGUUCUCGCAACGCUUCGCACACGUCAUUCGUGGCGUGAUCGAUUUUGCGGGCAUGAUACCCGGCUUCCAGCUGCUCACGCAGGACGACAAAUUUACGCUCCUGAAAGCGGGCCUCUUCGAUGCGCUGUUCGUGCGUCUGAUCUGCAUGUUCGACUCGUCGAUCAACUCGAUUAUCUGCCUGAAUGGACAGGUGAUGCGUCGCGAUGCCAUCCAGAAUGGGGCAAAUGCCCGCUUCCUGGUGGACUCCACCUUUAACUUUGCGGAGCGCAUGAACUCGAUGAACCUCACAGAUGCCGAGAUCGGCCUCUUCUGCGCCAUCGUCCUGAUCACACCCGAUCGCCCGGGACUGCGCAAUCUGGAGCUCAUCGAGAAGAUGUACAGCCGCCUCAAGGGCUGCCUGCAGUACAUUGUGGCCCAGAAUCGGCCCGAUCAGCCCGACUUUCUCGCCAAGCUGCUGGAAACGAUGCCCGAUCUGAGGACCCUCAGCACCCUGCACACCGAGAAGCUGGUCGUCUUCCGCACCGAGCACAAGGAGCUGCUGCGUCAGCAGAUGUGGAGCAUGGAGGAUGGACAGGAUGGAUCCUCUGGCAAAUCCCCAGCCGCUAGCUGGGCCGAUGCCAUGGAUGUGGAGGCGGCCAAGAGCCCAUUGGGCUCUGUGUCCAGCACAGAGUCGGCGGAUCUCGAUUAUGGUUCACCCAGCAGCAGCUCAUCCAUGCAACAGCAGCAGCAGGUGGGUCAGGCCUCUGCCUCACCGCCGCAACCGUCGGCAUUGGCCAGUUCGGCCCCACUUUUGGCGGCCACCCUCUCGGGCGGUUGUCCUCUGCGCAAUCGCGCCAAUUCCGGCUCCAGUGGUGAUUCCGGUGCCGCCGACAUGGACAUUGUCGGCUCGCACGCGCAUCUCACACAGAACGGCCUGACAAUCACGCCCAUUGUGCGGCACCACCUCCAACAGCAACAGCAGCAGCAGCAACAGCCCCACCCCCACCACCAGCAGCAGCAGCAGCAGGCGCACGCCCAGCAGCAGCAGCAGCAGCAUCCCACGCAGCAGCAUCAGCACCAGCAGCAUCCGCAGCUGCAUCACCACCUGACGGCGGGAGCAGCGAGUCGCUACCGUAAGCUGGACUCGCCCACGGACUCGGGCAUAGAGUCGGGCAACGAGAAGAACGAAUGCAAGGCCGUCUCCUCGGGCGGCAGCAGCUCCUGCUCCAGUCCCCGUUCCAGUGUGGACGAUGCCCUCGAUUGCAGCGACGCGCAGGUGUCUGCCGCCCAGGCAGUGGCCGCCGUCAAUCCGCAGCUGAGCGUGGUGGCCGUCUCGCCGGUCCGCUCGCCCCAGCCCUCGAGCAGCGCCAAUUUGCAUCUGAAGCGCCAGAUUGUCGAGGAUAUGCCCGUGCUGAAGCGCGUGCUGCAGGCUCCUCCACUGUACGACACCAAUUCCCUGAUGGACGAGGCCUACAAGCCGCACAAGAAGUUCCGUGCCCUGCGCCACCGCGAAUUCGAGUCCGCAGAGGCGGAUGCCAGCAGCUCCACCCACAGCCUGGGCGCACUCAGUCCUCGCCAGAGCCCAGUCCCGGCCAAUGUGGCCACGCCGCCGCCACCAUCGGCAGGCAUGACGGGAGUUUCAGGGCCGGCCCAGAGCCAGCUGCAUAUGCACCUGACACGCGGCAGCCCCAGCAGCAGCCCCCAGGUGCAGGGCCCCAAGGUCUCGAUGGCAAGCUCCCACUCGGUGCUGGCCAAGUCGCUGAUGGCGGAGCCACGCAUGACGCCCGAGCAGAUCAAGCGCAGCGACAUUAUCCAGAACUAUCUGAAGCGCGAGCCGGGCACCACCGCAAUGGCCAGCAGCACCACCUCCUCCUCGGCGAGCAUUGGCGGACGCAGCCCCAGCAGCCAUUGCGCCUCACCCUCUACCAGCAGCCCGCCGCCGCCGGCCCCGCAGCGUUGGGGCAGCAGUUCGGUGAUCACGACCACCUGCCAGCAGAGGCAGCAGUCGGUGUCGCCGCACAGCAAUGGUAGCAGCAGCAGCAGCAGCUCUUCCAGCUCCAGCUCCUCCUCGUCGUCCAGCUCCUCAUCCAGCAACAGCAACAGCAACUGCAGCUCCAGCUCUGUGGGCAGCUGCCAGUAUUUCCAGUCGCCGCACUCCACCAGCAGCUCCUCGGUGGCAGGCACAGCCGGCAACGGCGCUGGUGCCACAGCCACAGCCUCCUCCAGCCCCCUGCUGGAGCUGCAGGUGGACAUUGCCGACUCGGCCCAGCCCCUCAACCUGUCCAAGAAGUCGCCAACGCCGCCGCCCAGCAAGCUGCACGCCCUCGUGGCUGCCGCCAAUGCUGUGCAGCGCUAUCCCACACUCUCGGCCGAUGUUACGGUGACUGCCUCCAGCGGCGGUCCACCCUCGGCGGCGGCCAGUCCCGCACCGAGCAACAGUCCGCCAGCUGUGGCGACCGCGCACAAGGUCAUGUUGGAGGCAUAAGCUGGGAGCCCGUAGGCCUUGAGGUAAAGAAGUUGAAACAGAGACUGACACUGGUCCUUAGGGGGAUGCGAUAGAUAGAGAGAGGGACAGGGAGUGUGGAGAACAGAGGGGAUUAAGUUAUUUUAAAGAGUUUCGAGAGAGAGUCUUGUACAAAGAUUGGGAAAGGGGAAUGCAACCAGUAAUGAUCGAGUAAGAGAAAAACUAUAUUUAAAGUGAAGAAGAGAAACAGCAGAAAAACAGAGGAAAAACUAAAAGUUAUUAAUUUAAACCCAAGCUUGAAGGUAUUACCAGGAGAAAGCCAGAGACAGAGGAGAGGAAUAUGCAUAUAUAUUUUAGCAGUUAAACUUUAAAGUAGAGAGCGAAGAGUUCCCGAUCCCCCUUUUCCCCUCCACCCAAUCAGAUACCCCCGAUUGUUUUUAUACGUUUUAAGCACUAUUGUUGUACAUAUUAAUUAAUUAUUUUACAUUUAACUUAUGCUUACGGUUUAGUUUGUAGGUGCAAAAACUACUUUUGCUUUUUGGAUGUUUUUUGAAAAAACUGCAAAUUAUUAUUAUUAUUAUAUUAUGAUUAUUAAAUAUUAAAACAAACAAAAAAACCUAAAAAACAAAUAUGUGUGAAAUUUUAUUGUGCGAUCUCCGAAAGGCAGUUUAGCCACAAAUUACGAUUCAUUUUUUAUGAAUUUUGACUAAUUUUAUACGAAACUUGUUAUAGUUUUUUCUCCCUUCCUCCCUCUAUCUAUCUAUCCGUAUCUUUAGCUUUCGUUUUGUAAUUUCCCUUGGCACAAAAGAACACCCCCUACCCCUACUAUUCUUCGUAUGGGGUGAAAAAUAUUGUUUUCUAAUUUUAAACAAAACCUACCACAAAAAAUACAAUUAUGUAUAUGGAUGGAAAAUCAAACGAAAAAUGCUUAAAAAAAUGAUGGAAAAAAGAAGGAGAGCGGAAACCCAACGUUAAAUAUAUUUGUUGUGUACAUAGUUAAAUGUUAAAUUAAACAAAACAAAAACAAAA
Messenger RNA from Drosophila subobscura, 6266 nucleotides. It is a transcript of the gene Eip75B, whose product is annotated as ecdysone-induced protein 75B, isoforms C/D. Gene Ontology annotation, molecular function: zinc ion binding; nuclear receptor activity; RNA polymerase II cis-regulatory region sequence-specific DNA binding. NCBI's taxonomy places the organism in Eukaryota, Metazoa, Arthropoda, Insecta, Diptera, Drosophilidae. The coding region runs from base 840 to 5258 and encodes 1472 amino acids. Gene Ontology annotation, biological process: positive regulation of transcription by RNA polymerase II; cell differentiation; negative regulation of transcription by RNA polymerase II. The transcript has 6 exons. The record is from RefSeq and is a predicted model, not a curated record.